CUUGCAACUGUGUGAAGGAAUCCGGAGCAGAUGAGAAGGGAGGAAAAUAAAACAAAGUGGAGACUGCAGGAAAGACUCAGCCAGGGUUGAUUGUAUCUGCUGACGAUCCGGCAGAGGGGUUGGGUUGGCUUUUUUUUUUUUCUUCCUCCCAUUCUCUCUCUUUCUCUCUCUCUUUUAAAGCUACACCAGCUCUCUCUUUCUCUACUAUCUCUGUACCACCAAACCCUUGCUGGCUCUUAUGGGCAUGAAACACUCCUCCCGCUGCCUGCUCCUAAGGAGGAAAAUGGCGGAGAACGCUGCCGAGAACACCGAGGGCAUUUCACUUGGCGGGGGAAGGUGAUCAAAGUGGAAUUGCUGUAAAGAAUGACUUCUGCAGCUCCUUGAAGACUUAACCGGAGUUGUCCACGUGUGGGCUUGGGCAGGUGAGCAGCCCCCCCUCUCAGCCCCCUCAGCCUGUCAUCCCACCCAAGCCUGUGCAAUGUGUCCACCAUGUAUCCACUCAACCUAGCUGUCCAGGACGGGGCAAGAUGUCCAAGCUGCUGAACCCGGAGGAGAUGACCUCGAGAGAUUAUUACUUCGACUCCUAUGCCCACUUUGGGAUCCACGAGGAAAUGCUGAAGGACGAGGUGCGGACGCUCACUUACCGGAACUCCAUGUACCACAACAAGCACGUUUUCAAAGACAAGGUGGUGCUGGACGUCGGGAGUGGUACCGGGAUCCUGUCCAUGUUUGCUGCGAAAGCGGGGGCCAAGAAGGUGUUUGGGAUUGAAUGCUCCAGUAUUUCUGACUACUCAGAGAAGAUCAUUAAGGCCAACCACUUGGACAACAUCAUCACCAUAUUUAAGGGUAAAGUAGAAGAGGUGGAGCUGCCUGUGGACAAGGUUGACAUCAUCAUCAGCGAGUGGAUGGGCUACUGUCUCUUCUACGAGUCGAUGCUCAAUACGGUCAUCUUUGCCAGGGACAAAUGGCUGAAACCUGGAGGGCUUAUGUUUCCAGACCGGGCAGCUUUGUACGUGGUAGCAAUUGAAGACAGACAGUACAAGGACUUCAAAAUCCACUGGUGGGAGAAUGUCUACGGCUUUGACAUGAGCUGCAUCCGGGACGUUGCCAUGAAGGAGCCCCUGGUGGACAUCGUGGACCCAAAGCAAGUGGUGACCAAUGCCUGUUUAAUAAAGGAGGUGGACAUUUACACGGUGAAAACAGAAGAGUUGUCCUUCACGUCUGCCUUCUGCCUGCAGAUACAGCGCAAUGACUACAUCCAUGCCCUUGUCACCUAUUUUAAUAUUGAAUUUACCAAGUGCCACAAGAAAAUGGGGUUUUCCACAGACUCACAGGAAGUUGCAAAAAUAGUGCAUGGAGUUCUGAGACCCCUAUGUCCAGCUCCCCCCAUUGGUGGCAUCUUAUAUAACCGGAGUACAACAUCCAAACUGUCAACAGCCCCUGACGCCCCCUACACCCACUGGAAACAGACCGUCUUCUACUUGGAAGAUUACCUCACGGUCCGGAGAGGGGAAGAGCUCUACGGGACCAUCUCCAUGAAGCCAAAUGCCAAAAAUGUGCGAGACCUCGAUUUCACAGUAGACUUGGAUUUUAAGGGACAGCUGUGUGAAACAUCUGUAUCUAAUGACUACAAAAUGCGUUAGCACAUGUGGGAAGCUGCAGAGAGCAAGUGAGAAAAAAAACUCUCACCUCGAUCUGCAGCACUGUUUUGAGCAGGACUCCACGCUUAAAAACCAGAGUUUUUAAAUUCUGCCAAGAAGAUUGGGGAACUCACCAAGGCUUCCAAGGGCCCUGCCACUGGACAGAGGUCCUCCAGCUCCUCAGCGCUGCUCUGCGAGCCCUUCACAAAGGCUUUGCUCUUGCUGACCAAGAGCGAGCUCAUCGAGUGCUGCAGCUGGGCCUGAGGACAGAAAGUACCCCUGUAUACCCAUUGUCCUCCUUUCCUGUGACUCUCCAGAUCUUCCAAGUUUUGCAUGCUGCAGGCAUCUAGGGCAGAUCGCUUCACUAGAACCUGGAGACUAGUGUCUUUGAUAGCAUAAGCCAGAUUAUCUGUCUGUGCGGUGAUGUGUGCGUGCGUGUGCACGUACAGCAUAUACAGUCGUUUAUUUACCCACAACACUGUAUAUGCAUGCAUAUACAGCCACUGGGUACACCCAUGUGUUCAUUCAGGGCGUGCGCGCGCGCACGUGUGCGUAGAAUAUAUAUUACUCUCAGAGGACAUUCUGUUGCUUUCGAAUAGGAAUUUGUUUUGUGAUUAGUUCUCCCCUUCCCCAUCCCUCACCAGCUAUGAAACGUUCUCUGUACUAGCUCUGGUCUCCUUUUGACUAGACCGUGGCGCUGAACCCUGAGCAUAGUACCACACCAUCUGUGGGCGCUCAAUAAAUGCACAUG
Rhinolophus ferrumequinum (greater horseshoe bat) is the source of this 2391-nucleotide messenger RNA. RefSeq names its product protein arginine methyltransferase 8 (gene PRMT8). Gene Ontology annotation, biological process: peptidyl-arginine methylation. Bases 528 to 1643 code for a protein of 371 amino acids. The record is from RefSeq and is a predicted model, not a curated record. Lineage: Eukaryota; Metazoa; Chordata; Mammalia; Chiroptera; Rhinolophidae. The transcript has 12 exons. Gene Ontology annotation, cellular component: plasma membrane. Gene Ontology annotation, molecular function: protein-arginine N-methyltransferase activity.